Lytechinus pictus (painted urchin) is the source of this 3927-nucleotide messenger RNA. RefSeq names its product protein tyrosine phosphatase domain-containing protein 1-like. Gene Ontology annotation, cellular component: cytoplasm. Gene Ontology annotation, biological process: cilium assembly; protein dephosphorylation. Bases 597 to 2693 code for a protein of 698 amino acids. The transcript is spliced from 14 exons. The record is from RefSeq and is a predicted model, not a curated record. Gene Ontology annotation, molecular function: protein tyrosine/serine/threonine phosphatase activity; protein tyrosine phosphatase activity. Lineage: Eukaryota; Metazoa; Echinodermata; Echinoidea; Temnopleuroida; Toxopneustidae.
AAUACUGAAUAUUUACGAGAAUUGCUUCACGAAUUUCUCACGACAGCUGGGUGUUGAUAAUAAUAAAUUCCACUUUUAUUUAUUAAUUCGACUUUAAAUUGCGUGACAAUCGACAUCGAAUCUGCCAUCCUUUGUCACUUGGAAAUAUUUACAAUAGCAGCAAACUGGGUAGAGUAAUGAUGAAAUGAUGGAAUUUACCUGUAACUAACGGUAACACAGGACGCGAUGCCGUGCCCGUGACCAGUGCAGCGCACCAGCCAAUACCGGUACCCGCACCGCUCAGGCCAGGCCCGUGGUAGAGUCGAGCGAGGUUCCGUCGUCUAGCCAACGCACCGCUUCAGCUCCGGUAUGAUUGUGUGAACGGGGUAUACGAGAGCUCGAGUGCUUACCAUGGGCGAUACUCGCGACGUCGCGGCUACGUUUUUAGACUACAGUUUCUGCUUUGACUUUUUCAGACAUUUUCAUUGACUAUUAAAACUUGGAUUUCAUUAAAAUUGGAUAUGAUUUUUAAAAAGAGCAUAAGACCAUGAGAGUGACAAGAGAGGAUAAAAGAACUAUUCUAGAUGAGACCUUUCAGAGAUCCGUCCACUUAAAAGAUGUCUCUUGAGGAAAACGGUAAGAUGGACAGUAGCACGGGGGCGCACAUCGGAUCCACCCAGCGUCCGACGGCCAAGUACAGUAAGCUGACCAACAGUCUCCGUGUGCUGACCACCGGCUCAAUGCAAUGCUCUAUGUUCUGUGGAGGAAAAGGCUGUAAAUAUGACAAUCCUUCCAAGUGGAGCGAGGAUCAGAUGGCUAUCAAAGGACUUUUUUCUCAUUGGGUGACCAAGAGGAUUCUUGCCAUGUCCAGACCAUCAACGGACGCUGUCAAAAAGUAUGAUAUCAUUGGACAAUUCAAGGAGCAUGGAAUAAAAGCGGUAAUAAAUCUUCAGACACCUGGAGAGCAUGCUCAUUGUGGACUAGGGUUGGAGCCAGGAGGGUUCUCCUACGAUCAAGAACAAUUCAUGGAUAAUGACAUUUUCUUCUACAACUUUGGAUGGGAUGACUACGGGGUCAAAUCAUUGACCUUCAUUCUGGACAUGGUCAAAGUAAUGACCUUCGCAAUAAAGGAAGGAAAGGUUGCUGUUCAUUGCCAUGCCGGCCUUGGUAGGACGGGAGUAUUGAUUGCAUGUUAUCUGAUAUAUGCCAAGAGAUUCGAUGGAGACCAUGCUAUUCAUUUUGUGAGAGAAAAAAGGCCAGGUUCGAUUCAGACGAAGGGUCAAGUGGAAUGCUGUCAACAAUUUGCUCAGUUUCUCAUUCCUCUUCGAGUUGUAUUUUCAUCAUGUGAUCCAUGCUCUUUCCCUUUCACGUUACAACAAUUCUUAAAUAGACAAAAACAUCUCCUCCACGGAUCAGAGAGCAGAGAACUAAAGCAUAUACCAAAGAUUGUCAAGAUUGUAUGCGUGCGUCUUCAUCAGCUGGCCAAGAUCAAAGAUGUCCAUUCGUCCAGCAUCAUAGGCAGGACCGACAGCGUGGACACGCUGAAGAAACUCACCCCAGGAGCGUUCCAGGACAAAAGACAUUCCACAGAGGACAGUGCCCUUGAAGAGGACAAAACCAGGAGAUACAGUCUUGACCCAUUGAGCGAAAGCAACGGGCUCAGCCCAUCCGCUGCCGAGGCUCACAGCCUGGUCUCUCCAGGACGGAAGAGUACGAACUUAGACUUUAGGAAGCUGCACUUGAAUGACAGUGCCACGGUGUCGAGUUCCGAAGAUGAUGCCAUGUCCAUCGGGAAGAUUCACCAUAAGAGACUUACGACAAGCCAUUCUGCAGAUUCCUUGGGCACGUCUGGUCUGUCGAGACCGAGGAUCAGUGAUUCUCUGCUGUGUAAUCAUUCGGUGAUGAACAUGCAAGAAGAUGGCGAUGUUGAGUUGGUAGCAGACGCCAUGGGUCUGGAUACCAGGUUAAGACAAGGGGAUGGGGAUGGAGAUGAUGAGGAGGAGGAUGAACAAAAUGAUGCGGUGGAAGAGGGCGGAAUUGCCGCUGCUUUACUGAAUCUCAAGCAUAGAGUGGAGUCCUUACAGCACAAUUUGAAUCAGAGUCAUUCAGCGUGGAAGAUAUUAGCAACAGAGGAAGAUCCAUUUGUGCUUGCUGCCCUCAUGUGGUCGUGGCUUGAACAUCUGAAGGAACCUGUCCUACAGGGAAAUGACAUGGAGAAACUUGUUGAAUAUUCUGGAGACUUGCUGAAAUCUUUAACUGUACUUGAAAAAAUGCAGAAGUUAACCGUUGAUUGCAUUCUACAGACGAUUGCGGGCCUAAGACCGAUAUCCGACUAUGUGGAAGCAAGGCUUAUACACCGUUUUAUUUCAGCAAUCACCCAUAGACAUCAUGAUGAUAACAAGGAUUUUCUGAAAUUUGUAAACGGAUACGUCAGUGCAUUGCGAUCAAGCAUGCCCCCCGUGAAGACAAGAGGGGCGCAUCCCAGCUCUUCAAAGCCACCAGAGGUGAAAGACUUAGUGCCAGAAAAGAAGAAAGUGGUGGAGGAGAAAAAGAAAGCGAAAGGAAAGAAGAAGAAAGAGAAGUCACCAAGAAAGGAGGAAGUGAUUUUCAAGAAACAGGAGAGGGAAAAUGACCAGAGAUCGUCAGACGAUGAAGAACCGUUGACAUUUGCUGUUCCAAAGAAAAGGGGCAAUGCUUUGCCUCCCAUCUUCUAAAAAGGGAUACUUCUUUAACCCCUUAUCAUCUGAUGAGGGGUAAUGCUUUGCCUUCUAUCCUCUGUAAGAGGUAAUGCUAGACCUCCCAUCUUCUAAAAGGGGUAUUGAUCUGCUCCCUUCUGAAAAGGGGCAAUGUUUUACCGCUCAUCUUCUGAAUGAGGGGUAAUGCUUUACCCCUCAUCUUCUGAAAGAAGUAAUGCCUUACUCAUCAGCUUCUGAAGAGAUGUAUUGCUUUUCCCCUCAUCUUCUGAAAGAGGUAAUGCUUUACCCCUCAUCUCCUAAAGAGGAAUAAUGCUCUACUUGUCAUCUUCUGAAAGGAUUAGUGCUCUUCCCCUCAUCUUCUGAAAAACGGUAAUGUUUGCCUUCCAUGUUUGGAGUAGGGGUAUGUUUUACCGCGUAUCUUUUAAAAAGGGGUAAUUCUUUGCCUCCCAUUUCUUAAUCAAGUCAAGGAGAUCUGUUUUGACUGACUCUUAAACGCGUCUUCACCCGUCUACAUUCCAGUAGAAGUGUAACAAAUCUUAAAUGAAUUUAGGAUAUUUUUGAUCUGUGAGAAUCUCUUCCUUCAUCCUUCCAAAAUAGUAGUGUGCUCUUAUAAUCUUUUUAUGUUACUUUUAGAUUCAUGCUGGAUUAGGACUGCUGUCAACUCUGCCUUAGUUUAUUUUGCCAAACAAUCGCUGAAUGUAGAAAGUUUACUUGAAGAGUUAUAUUAUCUUAUACACUUAUAUCUUAUACACUUAUACACUGGUCAUUUUGCCUCCGACGAAGAUUCUGCUAGGAUCGAAAGCUUAGGCCCCUUUUGACUUUCUAUCUUAUACACUUGUAUAAAUGCAAGUUUGUAAAACUUUUCAGAAACAUAUAACUAUAGUCUGUAUUCAAAUGUUGCUGGCAGAGAUUACUGUAUUUCUGUAUCUCCUCGUUGAGCAUAAUACGUAAUGAAUAUAUGUAUUUUUACAUUUAACUGAUAAUCAUUGAUUAAUUGUGUAAUUAUUGUUUGUUGAUGUGGUAUUCUUGAUUUUACAACCUUUGUCAGGACUGAACUUUUUCAUCGAUAAGAGAAUAUAUCGGGUGUUCCAGAAAAGGUGGAAUGGCAUGCUUUAAGUUCUUUCCUUUCAAAAAGUUGAAAUUUGUUAAUAUCAUUGUAAAAAGGAAUGAAACAAGAUCAUAGAAUUCGGUUUUAAAUUACAAUUUCAUUACUUUAUCCAUUUCACUAUUUAAUGCAUAAAUAGCCUGACCC